CUUACUUGAACUUAAACCGAAAGAUCCCUUACAAGAGUCUAGACCAGUGUGUGAAAUAAUAAUUGCCAUAUCAAUAUGUUAUCUCAGUCGACUGUCCUCAGUUAAAAAGGAUGCAGGAUAUCACCUUGGACUCCCUUGUAGAAGAGACUAUUGCCAAACACCCAGAUAGAAGGGCUGUCCGGUUUGAUGAUGGUCAGACACAGAAGCAACUGUCAUAUGAUCAACUUGGGGCUUUUGCUCAAAAGGUGAAGCAGUCUCUGGCCAAGUAUGCUGGGGAGUUUCUGGGUGUAUGUAUGAAACAUGAUGUCAACAUGCAUGCAGUUCUUCUUGGGAUUUUACAGGGCGGUGGUGCCUUCUACAACUUCAAUGUUGAGGGGUUUGGCUAUGCUGUCCAAGUCCUUAAGGAGAUAGGAGCUAGGGCAUGCCUUGUCCACAAAGAAUUUGAGCAACAGUUUGAUAAGUUUCAACAACAAAAUUUCAAAAUUAAGAAAAUAAAGCUGAGGGAUCCUGACCUCAGCCAGUUCUAUGUCAUAGAGUUCCAAGGCAGGGGAAAGGUGAUCCAUCGUCAUGAGGCUGACUAUGCAUACUGCAUCACCACAUCUGGGACCACGGGGAAACCCAAGACUGUCUGGGUGCCACAUGACUGUGUUGUGCCCAAUAUACUUCAUCUCAGGGAAAUAUUUGGCCUUACACCUGAGGACACAUUCCUCUGUGCCACAUCACUGACCUUUGACCCUGUGAUGAUAGAACUAUUUACGUCUCUCAGUGUGGGGGCGUGUCUUCUUGUUGUGCCACCAAAGGUCAAGGUCAAACCUGAUCUAUUUAUAGACAUCAUCUGCCAGAGAAACAAGGUCACUGUGAUGCAGACUACACCCUCAGUUCUGUACCAAAUCAAGGGAGAUAAGCUGAGAAAUGUUUUACUUGGUAGUAAGACUAGCCUUAGAGUUCUUGCCCUUGGUGGAGAACAUUUUCCUGCCUAUGACUGGAUACUGAGACAUAGAGGUGCUGACAACAUGACAAGGUUUUUCAACCUGUAUGGAAUCACUGAGCUGUCAGUUUGGGCAACAUGCUAUGAAGUUACAAAAGAGGAUUUCAGGGAACACACCAUUGCCCCUGUAGGAUCUCCCCUGGCCCAAACCGACCUGCGGGUAGAAAAUGUACAAAAACAGGGAACCAAAUCUGUUGGAGAACUUGUCAUUGAUUGCAUCCAGAGAAGAUGCAAAGUGAGUGGGUCGUUCCAAAAGUCUCUAGCUACUGGGGAUUUUGUUGAGAUAGAUGAGCAGGGGAACUGGUUCUACCAAGGGAGGGCUGACUUACAAGUAAAGAGAAAUGGGAUCAGGAUAAAUCUACAGGAAAUAAACAUGGUAACUCAAACAUGCCAGUUUGUUGGAAACAGUGCCUCUUUCAUGCUCAAAAAGACUGAGAAACUAGUUCUUGCUGUUUCUCCUGCAAAUGGCGAUCAAGAAGAAAUAAGGGAGGGAACUCUGGAACACUUAAAGAGAAACCUGCCUUCCCACUGGAUUCCUGAUGAUGUAUUUCUCAUAGAUUACAUCCCUGUCACAGAUCAUGGCAAAGCAGAUAUAACACAGCUUGAGAAGGCAUAUUUGACAGUUCGGUCAAAAUUCAUCCAAGAUUUUGAUGUCGUGAAACUAUUGUCAAACACCUGGAUGGAAAUGCUGAACUUGACAGCCUUAUCUUCUUUAGAGACUAGCAACUUUAUUGAUGCUGGUGGUACCUCUAUCAAAGCUGUUCAUCUUCAAAAUCUUAUGGAAGAGAAAUUAAAAAUAAGACUACCAUUCUUCAUAGACAUUCUAGUAAAUAAAUGUUAUACAGAUGUUAAGUCCUAUUUGGUUGCUGCUCAAAGAAAUGCUUCAGAGAAAUGUGAAAGCAUCUUCAAUGGUAAAAAAUUUGUGAAAACUAAAGGCAAAGAAGUAGAAACAUACAUUGAAGUAGAUAAAGACAUUAAAGUAGAUACCAGGGAAGAAACUAUUAAUGAUGAGGCAACAGACAAAGACAAUGAUAUUAAUAUAGACCAUAAACUAAAAGUAGAUAACAAGAAAGAAAUAUCUAUAGAUAAAAACGUAGACAAAGCCAAACAAAAAAGUAAAGACAUUGAAUUAAUUAUUGACAAGGAAGUGAACUUCAUUUACUCUGUAAGUAAAGGAAACUGCUAUCAACGGGUAAGAAAAGAAAUUGGAGUAUUUAACCCAGUUGUUGAAAAGUUGCCUCUAGAAGUAAAGAAUGGUUGUGAACACAUACAGCUUGAACCAAUCUGGAAGUUUGAUACUACCAAGUGUGUGGAUGCUGCUGCUCUCAUUGCUGUGGGACAAGAAAGGUCUUAUGUUUAUGUGGGAUCUCACUCAUACCAAUUCACCUGUUUAGACCUUGCAUCAGGGGAGGUAAUUUGGGCAAUAACUCUGCCAUUCAGGAUAACAAAGGAAGCUACUCUCAGUCUCUGUGGAAGAUGGGUGCUUGUUAGCUGCACAGACGGCUACCUGUAUGUGUUCUGUGCUGUGGCAGGGGAGAUAACUUGGCAGUUUAACUCUGGCGCAGCCUGGUUAUCUACCCCAGUUGUGGAUGUGAAAUCUGGGCAUGUGUAUGUGCGGAACUGCUUGAACUGGUUCUUCUGUCUUUCUGUAGAGAGUCAGGUUGUGAUGUGGAGUAGGACACUUGACCUCCCUGGGAGUAGCCAUGCAGCAGUUAGCUACAACCCUCACCAGCUCUACUUCAUAAGCUCAAAAGAUGGAAUGCUGUGCUGUCUUCAUCCAGUAACUGGUGAGACAGUGUGGCAGUAUUUGGUUGGCCAGACAGUUCUUGAAGCUCCAGUUAUUACCUCUCUUGGGAUUCUAGUUUCCUGUGCAAAGUCACAUGUCUUCUUGGUGGACUUUUCUGGAAACUUGAUACAUAAACACAGCUUUGAAGAUCACAUGUUGCAUCAAUUCACAAUUAUGACCAGCUACCAGAGUAAUACAUCUAUGAUGAAAGAUAUGGCCCAAGACACAUUAUUAUUAAGGGUCUUCUUUGGGAGUUCAGUUAAUGGCCCCAAAGAUGAAGAUAAAAAGUUUUUCAUCAACUGCUUUGACAUAAAUAAAGGAACUUUGAUAUGGAGGCAACCGGUUUUGUCAAAAAUUGCUUCAAUGCCGUUUCUGUGUUUGUCUGAACUUCAGCCAAGUGAAUGUGAAAGUAAUUGUUCAAAGCCUAAAAAGCCCAAAACAGAAAACAAAACAGAUUGUGUAUCCUCCUUAGUGUUAAAAACCUCAGAUCCAAGAACUUUGCUUUUUGUAACACAGCAAGCAGGGUGUGUAUGGAUAUUUGAUGCAGACACAGGGGAUGUGCUGUGUCAUAAGAUGUUUGGUAAUGAGAUAUGGUCAGCCCCUGUGGUCCAUAACAGCAGGGUUGUGUUUGGGUGUAGGGACAACUUUGUUCACUGUCUGAGUGUCACCUAGGUUGAGUUAAGUGUCAUACAAUAUAGAGUGAAAAAAUCAUGAUUAAUGUUUUACCUUACUGAUGAUGACAUUCUACCAAAAAUGUUUUGAAAAUAAAAAUUUGAAACUAA
This is a messenger RNA of Mya arenaria, 3556 nucleotides long. Its product is annotated as beta-alanine-activating enzyme-like. Gene Ontology annotation, biological process: amino acid activation for nonribosomal peptide biosynthetic process. Gene Ontology annotation, molecular function: protein binding. The record is from RefSeq and is a predicted model, not a curated record. Bases 111 to 3446 code for a protein of 1111 amino acids. The transcript has 20 exons. Lineage: Eukaryota; Metazoa; Mollusca; Bivalvia; Myida; Myidae.